Messenger RNA from Aspergillus alliaceus, 1066 nucleotides. RefSeq lists its product as uncharacterized. Bases 143 to 727 code for a protein of 194 amino acids. The transcript is spliced from 2 exons. NCBI's taxonomy places the organism in Eukaryota, Fungi, Ascomycota, Eurotiomycetes, Eurotiales, Aspergillaceae. Gene Ontology annotation, molecular function: protein binding. The record is from RefSeq and is a predicted model, not a curated record.
ACUAAGAGCACCACCAACUUGAUGGUGGUCACAUGAGUCAAGACCCAUGGCUAACAUGAUCAAUCACCAAAUUCCCAGCAGUUCUCGAUUUCUCCAGCUUUCGCACCGCGCUGGAACGAUAUCUGAAACUAUCAAAUAAAGUAUGGAUAGUUCAUCGAGAGCCGGCCUUUUAUCCUUACCUACUGAACUUCUUCUUCUUAUCCUAAGUCACUUCGACUAUUCGUCAAAGCUAGCCCUCCAAUGGACGUGCAAAUCGCUAAACUCAGUUAUGAAGGACCAUCGGUUUUCCAGAGCGUAUACCAUGACUGAUCUUCUCGAGAUAGAGCGGUGGCCAUGCUUCUCCAUGGGGCAACAAGGAGAAGGCACAAAACAACCAAUAGGAGGACUGGACUAUUUUGCUUGUCAUAUCUGUUUCAAAAUUCGGUCUGCAGAAUACUUUUCCAAUGCGAUGAUGAAGGGCCAUCGCGGAAAACUGUCCCCUACUCUGUCUCCAGAGAGAGCGCACCGGUUCUGCAUCCCGUGUGGUGUGCGCUUUUACCGUUACCAUCCCGGAGUAAGGCUUCAAUAUGGGGGUGCAACUGGAGGUGAUGGAGUCGUUUGCUAUAAAUGUCAUCGUUUCAAAAAGGUGGUGGGGCUGGUUGGAUUCAAGGAAAGAACUUGUGGUGCUUGCUUGCGAUCGCAAAGCCUCUCAUUUAACGGGGACGAAGAAGGCACGCCAUAUUGUUGAUGAUAUCGUCGAAAACCCUGAAGACAGCUGAUAGCCAAAAUAAUCACGCAACCUUAUUCGUUGGCAUACCGCUUGCUCAAGCUACUAUAGACUGCGAGCACAGCCAAGCCAAUGACCGGCUUGGGUGACCUACCCAACUCAGCAUAAUACAAUUAUGUGCGUACAGGUAAACCUGCUGUCGGCCUUGCCUCCAAGAGCGAGAGUGGGGUCUAAUGUAUUUUGAUGAGAGAUAGGCCAUCAUGGACGGAGACAGGCGUGAAGCGGUAGAGUAACCAUGAGCAUAAAAAUUGAUUUUAAUAAUAGUGCAGAUGAAGCGGAAGUUGGUGGAGGGCGGAGAUA